Molecule: messenger RNA, 4876 nt
Organism: Globicephala melas (long-finned pilot whale)
Lineage: Eukaryota; Metazoa; Chordata; Mammalia; Artiodactyla; Delphinidae
Gene: TMEM202
Product: transmembrane protein 202
Source: RefSeq, a predicted model, not a curated record
AUGGAGAGGAAGGAGCAAUUAACCUUUACCUUCUACUGUCCCAAGGUUCCCAAAGUCAAGGGGUACCGGAAAUACCAAAGGCCUACCCUCCCCACCAACCAACAUCCGGGUGCCUCGAUGCCACCCCAGAGGCUGCAGCAGCAUGUGGACCAGACACACGCCUACAUCCGAAUGUUCUGUGGCAGCCUCUGUGGUUUUAGCCUCCUAACGCUGAUCUGCAUGUCCCCACUGAACUGGGUGCAGUUCCUGGUGAUCAACGAUGGCCUUGAGCUCUACGCAGGACUCUGGAUCUCAUGCAACCAUGAGCUGUGCUGGAGCCACACACCCAAGCCACCCUAUUACCUCCAAUAUUCCAGGGCCUUCUUCCUCAUCUCUGUCCUCACCAUACUUGUUGCCCUUGGCUGGCUCUUCAGAGCUUGCCUCCCUAGAAGAGGAAGAAUGACUCCUAACUUGGAUCUGAAGGUAUCCAUGCUCAGCUUCAUCUCAGCCUCCUGCUUGCUCCUCUGCCUCAUCCUAUUUCUGGCACAGGUUCACUGGCAUUCUAGAGAUGCCAUGGAAUCAGAUCUCCUAUGGACCUAUCAUAUUAAUUGGGGGAGUGACUUCUUAUACAUGUUUGCUGGGAUUAUCUCCUUCCUCAACCACAUAACUUCCAGAUCUCCUCCCCUUGAUCAAAAUGUCACUGCAGUUCCCAUAGACAAGUCAAGGCUGGGGAUUGGUCCAGUGACUACAGUACCGCCUGCUGAAGAUGCUGAGUCAGGGUUUCAGACAAAAUCUACAAGUGAGAAAGAGAAAAAACUAUCAAGUACAGAACUGUGAUGGUGAUAGGAUAACCCAACUACUUCCUGUCUUAAAACAGGGGAGGAGAAGCUAACUGAGUAGGGAAUGAUUGUGCAGAUUCGAGGAAACUCUCCUAAUACCAUGGCCAUAUUGCUGAAGGAGAGAGCAUUAAAGCUGAUGAAAUGUCCUUUGUGUAUGUUGCAUCUAAAAUAUGUAUGGUAGUCAUAAAGAAGAUAAUGAAAACUCACCCGAGAAAAAGUUUCGAAAAGAAAACAUCAGUGUUUAGGGUCAUGAAUGAAAGAAACUAGCAAUAGAUGCAGUGCGUGGAUCAGAGCUCUCUUUGGGCAUCAGGGAUUUCAUAGACCAGAAUGGUCAAUGUAGAAAAAUGUCACCAAAUUUUGUUUGAAGUUUUCUUUAUCGUGUGUGGCUUUGGGAAUACCCAGGAUGGAAGGCAUCUGAAUAAUAUUGUUGAAUCUAAUUGGCGAUCAUUACCAGAAAUGGAAUGAACAACAAUGGCGAUAAUACCUACCACCCAAAGGAGGUGAGAGGUGCUGGGUAGAUUCUGGGGAAUCCAUGACAUCCCACUUCUUAUGAAGAUUGGUAAUUUGAAAACCUUACAGUCUAUUAGGUAAACCAACUGCUUCUCCCUAAGCUAGAGGUUAUGUUAACCAAGCAUCCAUAAACUCUCUGAAAUUCUAUACAAAACUUGUGUAUGCUCUUUUCUGUGAAGAGGGCCAUACAUUCAAUCAGAUUCCUGAUAGGCCUAUGACUCUUUUGAUUCCUUAGAUUAUGUUUUACUGAGCGAAAUGAGGCUAAAGGACUUUCUUCAGCCUAAGUAUAUACGUGGACAAAGUUAAAAUUUUUUCCAUGUUUUGUAUACUGUUUAAGACUGAGUAAGGGUGGGGGAAUUCAGGCAAUCACAUGGAUCUUUUGAUGGCUAAAGAUCCCUUUUAAACUUAGACCAGAUUCCAUGCAGAAGGUCCCUGGCCUUCAUGUUGUCCUUUAUUCCUUUAGUAGCUGCCACUAGUCUUUUGUUUGUUGAGGUCCAUUCUUCUUCUUCUCAAGCCUGGCAAUGGAAUGGACUAUAGUGUCCAGUUUCACCCCUUGCUGCUCUUAAAGGUAAGCCCGGGACUUCCCUGGUGGCGCAGUGGUUAAGAAUCCACCUGCCAAUGCAGGGGACACGGGUUCGAUCCCUGGUCCAGGAAGAUCCCACAAGCCACGGAGCAACUAAGCCCGUGCGCCACAGCUACUGAACCUGCGCUCUAGAGCCCGCGAGCCACAGCUGCUGAGCCUGUGAGCCACAACUACUGAAGCCCGCACGCCUAGAGCCCGUGCUCUGCAACAAGAGAAGCCACUGCAAUGAGAAGCCCAUGCACUGCAACAAAGAGUAGCCCCCGCUCACCAUAACUAAAGUCUGCGUGCAGCAAAGAAGAUCCAACGCAGCCAAAAAUUUUAAAGCUAAAUUAAUUAAUUUAAAAAAAAGAUAAGCCCUGGGAUCCUUUUGUUUUAAUUUAGAGAGUCACUGGUAACCUUUGUAGAAAACAAACUUAACAGUUCUUAUAAUCCUGGUCCCUGGUCAGUCAUUCCCAAACAUUUCCAGAUGAUGACCAGAAGACUGUUAGGUUAAUACUUCUGCUUUUAUUCCUAAAGGUAGGAGUUUAGCAGCACAUGCAUGUGUGCACCCACCCAUAGAGACACACACAAAAGCACGUAUAUACACACACCCCAUUUUGACCCUGCCUUAGAAAACUCUUUUCUCCAUGUUGGCUCCUUCUCUCCAUGUUGGCGAUCUUAGUUAUUGCAGAGCGACUGGUGUCUCGUUACUUCAAGGGACCUCAUUUCCGAGGCUCUUCAGGCUGUUCCUGGGCCUUUGUUUGUUGUAAGAAUAGACAUGUAGUCAAGUCCAACUCCCCCUCCUCCCAUCACCACUCACCUGCUAAGUAUACCCCACAUAUUGACUAAUUAAGAACUUACUGAGUUCACAAGAAUUAUUUAUAAUUCAGUUUGAAUACUAUAAUUAUAUGACUAAAUUGACAGGGAGCUGAGUACUGAUGACUCUACAGGGAAUGGAAGUUUUAAGUGGGGUGAGAAGAAGGAAGCAGGUGUGAAUGAGAAGGGAGGAUGCUAGGUAUUCAGAGAGUAACGAUCAAGACCCUGGCUAUUACAGGAGAAUAGACAAUAAUUAUAACUAAGUUUCUACUUUACUAUCAGAGAAUGAUCUUUAAGCAUAGUCUUUUGCUGCUCCUUUAGAAACUGAAUGCUCUAUUUUCUUCUCUCUUUCUUUGCUUGUAGAAAAUUCCUUUAAAAAACUUAAGUAGACUUCCAAUAAGAUAGCUCAUUAAAUGACCCUUUGUUACAUCCCUUCUGCUCCAGAUACAUUACAUGAUAGAUGAAGUGGAGAGGGAUACGGGGGUGAGGGGGGAUAUAUAUGUAUAGCCAGGUCAAAACAAGACAAGCAUUUUCACAGACUGGAAAAAUAACAAAACCCACAAAGCUAUGAUUGAGUUAAGCCAUAGACUUAAUGGGCUCUAAGUCCAAAAGUAAGCAGAGGUGAACAGGAAGACAGGAAGACAGGUCCUGUGGAGUGAAAAGGAUCAGAAAUGCUUCUCAAGAUAUGGACUAGAGCCAGAUUCACAGCUCUAGCUCAAACUAGGGACUUAAGAAAAGAAGCUGAGGGCUUCCCUGGUGGCACAGUGGUUAAGAAUCUGCCUGCCAAUGCAGGGGACAUGGUUUUGAGCCCUGGUCCAGGAAGAUCCCACAUACCAUGGAGCAACCAAGCCCGUGCGCCACAACUACUGAGCCUGCGCUCUAGAGCUCACGAGCCACAACUACUGAGCCCACGCACCACAACUACUGAAGUCCACCUGCCUAGAGCCCGUGCUCCACAACAAGAGAAGCCACCGCAAUGAGAAGGCCAUGCACUGCAACGAAGAGUAGCCCCCACUCGCUGCAGCUAGAGAAAGCCCGCAUGCAGCAACGAAGACCCAACAUAGCCAAAAAAUAAAUAAAAUUUUAAAAAAAUCAAAGAAAAGAAGCUGAACAAAAGCUACUGCCAAGCACAGACUGGGGCUGUAGCUUAUUUGGAACCACAGACCGAAAGAGGUAAAAGGAUACAAGUACAACCUUGCUCAACCAAGCUGUGCAUUGGUUCAUUAACUGGGUCAGAACAGAACAGGAAAUCUGAAAUACCAUCUUAUGAGACCUGACUCUGGAGUGGGUCCUUUGGCCAAAGUAAGGAAACCCCAAAACUACCAGAUGGAAUGAGCAUAGAAGGAACGAAAGAAACAGAAAAGCCAGCAAAAUUAUUUUGGUACCUGCGAAUAGGAAUUCCACAUGUAAAGAAAUGUUCAUUUCAUUUCACUGAUUAUCUGCUCUAAUUUUUAUAAAUUUUUUUCAUUUAUAUCUACUCUAAUUUUUAUUAAUUUUUUCCUUCUGCUUCCUUUGCAUUUAAUUUGCCCUUCUUUUUCUAGUUUCCUAAGGUGGAAGCAUAGGUUAUUGAUUUUAGAUCUUUUUUCUUUACUAAUACAUGCAUUCAAUACUAUAAAUUUCCCUCUAAGCACUGCUUUCACUGCACCCCACAAAUUUUGGCCAGUUGUAUUUUCAUUUAGUUCACACAAUUUUAAAAAUUUCUCUUAAAAAAAUUUCUCUUGAAGUUCCUUCUUUGAUCCAUGUGUUGUUUAGAAGUGUGUUAUUUAAUCUCCAAGUGUUUGGGGAUUUUCCAGCUAUCUUUCUAAUGUUGAAUUUUAGUUUAAUUCCAUCAUGAUCUGGGAGCAUACAUAGUAUAAUUUUAAUAUUUAAAAAAUUUUAAGGUGUGUUUUAUGGCCCAGAGUGUGGUCCAUCUUAGUGAAUGUUCCACAUGAGCUUAAGAAAAAUUCUCCUGCUGUUGGAUGAAGUAGUUUAGAGUUGGCAGUUAUAUCCAGUUGAUUGAUGGUGUCCCCACUCAUGUUCUGCCUGCUAGAUCUGUCCAUUUCUGAAGAGUGUUGUAGUCUCCAACUAUGAUAAUGGAUUAAUCUAUUUCUUCUUGCAGUUUUAUCAGUAUCUGUCUCAUGUUCUUUUGUUAAGGCGCAUACACAUUAAGAUUGCUGUGUCUUAAAAUAUU